Molecule: messenger RNA, 6423 nt
Organism: Mercenaria mercenaria
Lineage: Eukaryota; Metazoa; Mollusca; Bivalvia; Venerida; Veneridae
Product: protein qui-1-like
Exons: 24
Coding region: 383-5428 (1681 amino acids)
Molecular function (GO): protein binding
Source: RefSeq, a predicted model, not a curated record
AUCCCAUCAACAACUGAAUGUGACAUAUUCUUUAAUCCGGAAUAUUAACGUUAAUAAUAUUGGGCCAUCCUUAUUAAUUCACUCAAAUGAGCUUCCUACCUGACUUUCAUGUUACCAUGGUAACUUCGAUCAUGACAGGAAUAAACUGUAACUGGAGAGUAUUUCCGCUAUAUAAGGAAAAUCAGAGGUGAAUGUGAAACGACAUGAAAUAAAAUUUAUAUCUGAAAGUUCUUUGUAGGGAUAAUGAUGUAAAUAUGUGAAAAACAAAUCAUGCUGGAUAUUACAAUAUGCGAGAUAGUCAAUAACAACAAGCAUUUCUCGCGAUAAAUGGUGUAACACGACCAAAACUCCUGCAGACGAUGGGGGAAAGUAGCAAAAGUGGAUGAAACGUUUACAGACAUGCAUUGACCCUGCCGCCAUUAUGAUCGAGACAGACGACUUCCAUAACAUUCUUACAGGUCAGCUUGGAAAUAUCCCGUCACUUCCAGCCAACGUCGUAAAGAUAUUUAUUUGUGCAAACCCCACAGAAUUUGAUGUUGAGCGGAAGUACCUCUGGCAUGAAGUUUUACCUGAUCUCCAGCAACACUGCUUGCAAUAUGGGCUCGAUGUGCUAUUUAUAGACAUGCUGCACGGAAAUUGUGACGUCACAUGCAGCAGCGAAAAUCUCCAAGAACGUAUAAGUGAAAUUGAGGACUGUCACGCGGAAUCUGUUGGGCCAUUUUUCUUGGGUUUACUUGGAGAUCAAUAUGGUGACGUUCCACUUCCGGCAGCCUUUAAUGAACAGGAGUUUUUGUUUAUUCUCGAUGGUAGCGGAAAAUCGCAUGGGAAAAGAAAAGAGUUGCUUCAGAGUUGGUAUAGACUGGAUGAAAACGCAAUACCUCCGACAUAUGUUCUUAAAGAGGAAUUCCACAAUGAUAAGGCCAACCACGACGAAUGGCUUACAAUCUACAAGAACCUCUUGGAGGCCAUCCAGACUUCAGCAGUGGCAAGUGACAGUCAUGCUAGCUUAAACCAAUGGGUAGAGAAGUAUUUUAUUUCAGGAUUGGAGAGACAAAUUAAGCAGGCGUUGUGGCUUUCCGCCGAGGACACGGUGUUUUUCUUCCGAACAUUUCAAAAGGAAGAUCAACCAAAUGGCUUUGAUCGGUCCAGUGCAAACUCGUCAAGUUCUUCGAGAAAGGAAUCUCGAAACCACCCAGCUGCUCAUCACUCCAUCUCGAAACUUAAACAAGAUGUGCUUUGCAAGGUACCAAAGUCUCAUGCCCUGCAGCUAAAUAUUUCAAGUCAGUUAGAAGACUUUCAAGAAAGUAAAAAAAUACAUGACGAUUACAUCGAAAACUUUAUUACAACUGUCACCAGAAAACUAGUCGGACUGACUGACAACAAAAAUGCGAAUAAUUCUCUAAGAUUGCUUGAAAAAGGUAGACAAAAGCACGCGUAUGAUUACAACGAAAAGUUGGUUCAUUUGCACAGGUGUAUUGAUCUUUUCAAUGAUAGUCCCUUUACAGGCUUUGAAAAAUACAUUUCAAAACUUCAGGCCCUUUUGAUAAAUGGAGGCCGCUCAGAUCAUCAACUUAGUAUUAUCAAAGGCCCAGAGGGGUCAGGCAAGAGUACAAUUAUAGCAAAAAUGUGUUAUAGGGCCCGGGAACUAUUUGGUAAGGAUGCUGUUAUAAUUCCUGUUUUUGUGGGUCUGACGGCAAAGGCACUUCCAGCAGAGGAUAUAUUCAGGGACCUGUGUUGGCAAAUCAAUUUAAUUUUGAAACAAGAAAUUAACAUUGAUACGUAUUCGUUACGGAAGCUGACGAACUAUUUUCACGGCUUGAUGAAUAGAGUGUCCAAAAGUACACGGCAUUUGUUGAUUUUUAUCGAUGGAAUCGACAAAAUGCAGUUGCUUCAGGAGCAGCAGACGACAACAUUUGAUGCAAUUGAUUGGCUUGCAACAAGAUUGCCGCCAAAAUUCCACAUAACGGUAUCGUGUUCGUCUACAGAGCAUUCCGCCAUUGUUAAACGAAUUGAAAACAAAUUGCUCAAUAAUGAUGUCAUUGUUUACAUCAACAACAUGUCAGAAGACGAAAGCGGAAUGGUGCUUAACCAAAUAUUGUUCAAAACUAAGCGAAAAUUAACAGAACACCAAAGAAAGGCUGUGAUAAACUCAUUUUCAAAAGACAGAAAUCCUUUUGUCAUAACGGAGGUUUCCAAGAUGGCCACCAGGUGGCAUUCCUGGAGUGAACCUAACAUAAUCGGAAGUCUACCAGAUGUGAUACCAGUGUCAAUGGAAAGCAUUAUUGAAAAUAAGUUAAUUUCGCUUGAAAAGUCAUACGGAAAAGUCAUAGUCAGCGCUUUAUGUAUGUAUAUAACGCUGGCAAGGUACGGCUUGACAGAAGUUGAACUGAUGGACGUUAUGUCAGCCAACGACCAAGUCCUUAUAGAGUCUCACCCACAGGGACAACCUAUGGUGCUAAGGUUUCCUUAUCAUAUAUGGGCUAGAAUUAGACACGAAAUUGGAUCAUUGUUAUGCAAGAGGUGUAUUGGAAACAGAACGCUGUUUACCUGGAUAAACAAACAAUGUGUCGCUGCUGUUCGCCAGAGAUACUUAAGCUCGCCGGAACACACUGUGCAUGUGCACAGGCACUUAGCAAAUAUAUUCAUGGAGCAGUGGAACACGAGAAAUCCAUUCGUUGACUACGAUGACCUCACCAAAGUUACAGAAGACGUUGAUCGACUGCUAAGUCCUCAACCAUUGGUCUACAAUGACGUCAUGUACAACCUCAGAAAACUGCACGAGCUUUGGUUCCAUCUCUUAAAAUCUGGAGACACAGAACGAUUCAAAGAGAACACAUUUUGCAACUUUGAGUAUCUAUUGGCAAUGGCUGAUGCAGACAAUAUUCAGAAGGUUAUGUAUAACCUUGACCUUGUGAAGUCUUUCUUUGUUGACGAAGAUAUGCAUUUGCUAGAUUUGACCUUAAUGACAGGCGGUGUAGCACUUCAUACAUCACCUCUGCAGUUAGCUAAUGAGCUGAUUGGGAGGAUGAGGCAAAUUAAAGUUUAUUUUCCACGUUACAUUGAGCCAUUGGUUACACAGUGUAUGGAAUGGUGUGAUAAUUAUACUCUUCCCCUCCUGGUGCCCUUGACAACAUGGCUGGAUAAAGUGCACAAGCCAUUGGUUACUUCAAUGUCACAUGACCAACCAAUUACUUGCACUUCCUUGAUGCCAAACGGACAACACAUUAUCAUUGCUGCUGAGUACUCAAUUUCAAUGUUCCACAUAGCAACACGACGAAAAGUUAAGUCAUUCAAAGGGCAUACUGGAGAGAUCACAUGUAUGUAUCUCGACGCAAACAACAGGAUGCUAACCUCUGGUGCGAAGGACAAAACAGUCCGAACUUGGAACCUCGAUACUGAAUCCUGCCUUGAUAUAUACAGGGACUUCAAAAGCGCUGUCACGUGUUUACUAUGCCUGGAAGAGGAAGACUUGAUUUGUGGUACUGAAGAUGGAUCUGUUGUCGUAAAAAGACUUUCUAAUGGAGAUGUCGUAAAAACCUUAUCAAUGCAUCGAAAACGUGUAACAGCCGUCCGUCUGUGUAAAUCAAAUACAAUAUUAAUAACAAGCUCACUGGACAGUAAGAUUAUAGUGUGGUACACGAAGGACUGGAACCACAUGAAUAUCAUAGAUGUUGACGUACUCAGCCCUAUACACUGCAUAGACAUUUCUAUUGAUGGAACGUUUCUUGUUGCAGGUUGUGAUAAUUCCUCGAUACACGUGAUUGCCAUGGCAACAGGAACAGUAGCUCAAACAAUCCAGGUUCACAGUGGCAUGAUAAACAGUGUGUCGAUUUGUUCAGACAGUCAUCACUGCGUGGUAGCAACAUCUAGCGGGGAUGUGUACCUUUACAACUUCCGCGCCAAUGAAGUUCUCAACGUAUUCAAGGGACAUAAACAUGGUGUGACUUCUACAAUGCUGUCAGAGAACGGACAACUUGUAGUGACGGCAUCAAAGCACGAAAUUAUCGUAUGGAGUUUGUUGAAGCGUUAUACAGUGGAGACCUAUCAUGAUAUUCACAGUGGACCUGUUACCUGUAUUGCCAUGACGCCAGACAGCAAGAAACUAAUAUCAGGUAGUCAGGAUGGGCUUUUGAAAACAUGGAACCUUGACAUAAGUGACUUUUCCGAAAAUUUCGCCGGUCACACCGCUGCAGUGACGUGCCUUGAUCUCGCCAGUGAUAACUCUUUUGCUGUAUCCGGAUCAAGUGACAAGACAUUGAAAGUGUGGAGCAUUACCAUGGCAACCGUCAUUACAAAUUACAAAGGACAUGACAAGGUAGUGAGCGGCGUUUACGUUUUAUCGGAUAAUCGACUCGUCCUAUCGUUCGAUGUGUCUCAAAAAAUUCACAUGUGGAGAGCAGAGGACGGUCAGACAAUGAGACUGUAUGCAGGUCCAACCCUGCUACAUCUUGUUGCUCCAAACAGCCAGCGUUGUAUAUCUGGAGGUGGAGAUAACAGGUUACAGAUAUGGAACUUGUCGGAUGGUUCAGUAUUAAAGGAAAUAAGUCACACUGAUAAAGUCACAUGUCUGAAAUGUACAAAGGAUAGUCAGUAUUUGGUGACAGGGUCGCAGGAUCGUUCUGUGAAAGUCUGGGAACUAGACACCGGAAAAAUUGUUCAGAUUGUCGUUGACCAUAGUUCUUCAGUUCGUUGCUUGGCAAUCACGUGCGAUAACGAGACGAUACUUGCGGCGGGAGAUGACGGGAUUAUCCACGUGUGUAGUCUCACAUUAGGCAGUAUAGAGAAAAAACUCGUCGGACAUUUCCACAAGGUCACGUGUCUUAACUUGACAGCAGACGAUUCUGUUUUGAUUUCAGGUUCCCUCGAUAAUACAAUUCGUGUCUGGAACUACAGGCGUGGAACACAGCUCACCAUGUUUGACACCCACUACCCGGUACUUGGUCUUGUGAUGACAGACACCGCGGACCGCAUAGGUGUCAUGCUCGCAAACAACAAUUAUGUCCCAAUAAUAUGCCUGCACAAUUCCCCAGCCAGGCCAAAACCACCGAAACCAGUUGAUAAUGCAUUGUCAGUCAUAUCGAUACAGGGAAGCCUUGUGUACGGACUAAAUCCGUCUACGAUCGAUAGCCAACAGGACUUAUCAGACUUUAGCAGUGAAGAAGGACACCAUCUACCCAUCAAGCCAAAACCAUCUCAAAGAUCUCGUGUUCCAGUGACAUAUACAGUGCCGGCACGACGGCGCCGGGAGUCAUCAGUAUCCAGUAUACCACAGAUAAUCCAGCAUUCUCCAAUACGGGCACCCAUCCAGACGACAGUAAAAGCCCAAGAGAAACGCCGACUGAAAUUCCCGCUCCCGAGAAAGGUUGACAAACCCAAAACGGCCGAAAACACGGACACAAAACAAUCUCAUAUAUGCAGAAUAUUGUGACAUCUUAAGUAAAACUUAUAGAUACAAUAUGAUAAAAUGUCAUUUCUACACAUGUAUUAUAAGUUUGUUCAUAGAUUUGAUAUUUUUUCUGGUCUUCAUGGAUAUGUAAACCAAUGCCGAAUAACGAAGUCAUUAAAUAAAGCAGUCCAAAGGGCUUUAUGUUAACCUUUAGCCAGCUAAAUUUCUAAAAUGGACUUGUCCUUCUGGUCUGUACCAUUUAUUAUUUGAAGAGAUGUUCCAUGAACAUUUAUUGAUUGAAUAGUGAACAUUGCAGACCAUGAUCAGACUGCACGGACGUGCAGGCUGAUCUUGGUCUGCACUGGUCACAAAGGCAGAAUCACUUGCCGCCAGCAGGCUAAAUGUUAAAUGCGUUUCGGGGUUUUUUAUGUUCGUUUUUCGACCAAAACCUAAUUGACAAUAACUGUUUUAUUAUUAAAUUCACCAGAAAAGUUAUCAGAUCCAAACUGGUAACUGGUAACUGGUCAUUUUUGCCAGUACUUUGUUAUGACAUCAAAUGUUGUUACCGUCACUGCUGGAAGUUAGUUGUAACUGUGCUUAAACUUAGAAAAUGACUGUAAAUAUAGAUUUAAUAAUAAACGAAAAGUGUUAAAAUCAAGAUACAUAUAACACUCUUCAUUUUCUUCGAACAGCUGUUAGGUUCACCGAAUCAGUAACAUGGUUUUAAUACAUGUAGAUUUAAACAUGCUUGUUAACAUUACAUUUAAAUUUCAACAUAUUUCUUAACAUUACAUUUAGAUUUCAACAUGUUUCUUAACAUUAAAGUUAGAUUUAUUGGGUUGUAGAUAUUGUUUUGUAAAAUAAAACCUUUUUAUUUUCUAAUAUUUCGUAAUUUGAUAUCAGUAUGAGCACAAUACGUAUCCCACCAAUUGUUAAUUUGAAUCUCAUAAAUUACAGGGUUCCCUCUCUACAUCGGCCCUCUGAACAACAAUUCCCUCCUUGCAACAACACUUGAUACUGGCUCCAAGAUAUGCUUA